Molecule: messenger RNA, 2498 nt
Organism: Linum trigynum
Lineage: Eukaryota; Viridiplantae; Streptophyta; Magnoliopsida; Malpighiales; Linaceae
Source: the annotation of a GenBank genome assembly
UACGAUCUUCGACUUUUCAUGUGGAGUUAAUAGCAUAAAUUCACUAUAUUACCAUUUUUCUCAAAUCUAUCCCUCUAUUAUUUUUUACAUCAAACAUGCUUUCUUAAUAUAUAAUAUACACACAUCAUCAAAUUAAAUUUAGUCCCUUUUUAUGGCUUAUCUUCUCCAUCUGCAACUCCAAUCAUUAAUAACCACAAUCACAUCCUCUAUCUGUUCCGCUUUCUCUUCCUUCAACCCAACAUUAAUUAAACGCAAAAACUUGUUUUUCACAAAAGAACCUUGAAGAUCGACUUUUGAAUUUCAACCACCUUUUGAAAGUCCGCAAUUAUUGAUUGAUUUGACUCAAUCAUAAAAAUUAGAACCAAAAUUUUUUAGAAUAUCUUGAUUUCAAAGUAUCAAAGGUUGUCAACAUCGGUUUAGCCCGUUGGCCCAGUUGAUUAAGUGGGUUGAGGGUUAAUGGCUCAAUAAUUUUAGUCAGCUUUUGCUCGGAUAUAUGAAAAAUUCAUUAUAUUGUUAAUAUAUUUAUAAAUUAAAAAAUUCCAUCUACAUAUGGAUAAUAUUCUUCCUCGCCCUGACUAUCUACAUUUGUUUCUCUUUCUGCUACUUUUCGCUAUCCUUCUUCGAGCUCUUAAAAAGCACUCCAACAACAUGUAUUCAUCCCGAGAUGAAGGUCGCACUUCUUUGGCAGCUGUGUGUGUCAAAUGUGGAAUUAAUGAGGAAUGACCAAGUGGGAAUUGAGUAUGGGGUGUUUCUGAGGGAAGGCAAUAUGUGAUGGAAAGCGAGUUCUACCAUCGUCUCUUUGUCUACAGAAUUGACUCGACGAAUUUUUUUUUUUUAUAAGGGUGAUGAUAGAAUUAAUAAAACAAAAAGCAAAGUACAAGGGAGGAACUAGGAUCACGAGCACUGAUCCUAGACAAGAGUACAUAACAAAACAAAGCAAAAGGAAAGGAAAGGCGAACAACAAGCACUAGGUGGACCAGACCACCUCUGUGCACCAAAAGGAAACAAGAAGACCAAAGGGGACAGCGACAGCAAGAAGAAGCCGUCUGACAACAAGUACAAAAUCCCCAAACAGCCACCCAACACCCAACCGCCAAACAGCCGCCCAACAGCCGAACCAGACACCAAGAAACCUUCCAACUGGGAUCAGAAAAGAAACCCUGCAGUGCGCGAUCCACACCCCUACACAAUAGAAAACCAGCCAAUACCACUAGAGAGCUCGGGCUCGACAAGAUCAGGAAAACAGCAGCACAAUCAACUAAUUAACCGAGGCCUGAGAUGCUCGGAAAUCCAAUCCACCCCCUGCGCUUUACUGACUUUCCCAUGGGCAACAACCCACUCGACUGCCCACCUUAUUGCUCUUCGGAACACAUACUUGGAACUAUGAUUAAUGUCGUUGAAGGUUCGUUGGUUUCGCUCGAGCCAAACCUGCCAGCACACACCAUGGAAACUGCAGGCCACAAUCCACUCGUUGAUGUUGUUUGGACAAGCCAUAAUCCAGCCGUCUAUAGUGGCAGCAACAUCACCGCUCGGAAGACUAAGUCCUCGGCAAGCCAUAGCGACAUCCGUCCAAACACUUUUAGUGAAAGCGCAAUGAAUGAACAAAUGAUCAACCGACUCCUCUUGAAUGCCGCAAAGAACACACCUAUUGGCCAGCACCAACCCUCUUUUCUGCAUAUUGUCCAACGUCAGCACCCUCUUGUGGGCAACGAGCCAAACGAAAGCACAGAUCUUGCUCGGAAUGAAGCUUUGCCAGAUGAACUCGGCUGGGAACGUGGCCACCCCCGGGAAUCUGCUGCUGGUCAGGAACCUAUACAUAGAACAAACAGAGAACGUCGACUCGGGUUCCGGGGUCCAAACAAGUCUGCUCGGUCCACACGAAACCCGGCGACUGUCAACAGAACAAAGGACUCUCAAAAGAUUCAAACGCUCCCUCUCCGUCCCACCCCUUAAGGACACAGUAAGAUUCAAGUUCCAAGCAAUACCCUCACCUGAAGGAGUCGCAAUGUCGGAGAUCCAGGCGUUGGGAGAAGCGGCAGCGGCAGCGACUCUGGGGAAGGCGUCCGCAAGAACUAAGUUGGGGAUCCAGCAAUCCUUCCAGAAAGACACCCACGCACCACCUCCCGGAUCGACGUGAGCCGCUUCCCAAAAGCUAUUUGCGGAGUGAGAGCUAGAACGGGAGCGUAAGAGCGUAUAUUCUUUGAGAAUUAUAAUUUAAGUGCACCGAAAGAGCAUAAAUAUUAUAUUAUUUUAAUUAAUACAUCAUUUAACUUACUAACAUAUUUAGGUCAAAAUAUUACAACAAUGCAACGGAAAAAUAAAAAAAAAUCAUUUUAGUAGGAUAAUAGCUUUAAAUCAUCUUAUUAGACUAAAAAAAAGAACAAGCUUCAAAAGUUGAACAGAAACCCACCAAAAUUUACGAUAUUGUUUAGUUUUUUAUUGAAGUUUUUAGUUUUAUUUUUAUCAAAGGAAAAUAGAAAUGAAUGUAUCGUUUAUCC